AUGACGUCUUCAUUGGAGAACCGUAUUGCGAUUACCGAAUGUCCUGACAAAGUUCGGGGAUCGAAUUUAGGGCUUCGACAUUACCGGACUCAAAUUGCAUUCGAAAUCGCCAAACGUCUCAACCUACGAAAGUCCGCCACUCAGACGAAGGGCAAUCAAACUCUUUUGGCCAUGAGUAAAGCACUGAAGGAAGUGGAGUCGGAACCAGAGGAACCCAGCAUGUCCUUUAGCGGACGAAGAGCACUGUCAGCCGCAAUUUAUAAGUCGAUAAGGAAACAGAGGAGUGCCCCAAUCGAAUGUGUAGUGACUAAUGCUGCCAACUCUCUAGCUCUUGCUGGAAGUGUGGAGUAG
Messenger RNA from Hydatigera taeniaeformis, 351 nucleotides. The record is from the annotation of a GenBank genome assembly. NCBI's taxonomy places the organism in Eukaryota, Metazoa, Platyhelminthes, Cestoda, Cyclophyllidea, Taeniidae.